UCUCCAGUAGGCCCCUGCGCUUCGUUGCGAGAGGACGGCGCUUGCGCAUCUCACAACAAAUAUACAUAUCUAGGUCGCACUCAUGUGAUAGUUCCCAUUUCUCUUUUCCUUUUUUUUUUAUGAGAAACAGUGCUCAGUGAUCGUACGAUUUUUAAUAUAACGGUUCCACGUCUUAAGUUAUCCGAUUAUGCAUAUGUGAUUCAUAAAUCAGUUUGUGCUAAAAAAAAUAAUUUAAUCCCAUGUGAGAUGUGAUAUUGGAGUGUUGUAUUAAGGCUUUUUUAAUAUCGUAUACAGUCCGCUGGCGUUUCUAAGAAGCGUUGAAUUGAUUUUUGUGAAUGAGUCAGCUAACAGGCGUCGGUAUUGUUAACUUCGUCAACGUGCUGCCCACGAUAUCUGAAGGCGUGACAAUGAGAGAAAAACGCGGAGGUGCCAUGAGCAAAAUGCAGAAGCUCAGAAAAAGAUUGUCCCUGAGCUUUGGUAGAUUGUCAACGAAAGACGAAUCAGAAGUUGACAUCGAGUGCCGUGGAAGGCAGAACGGCGGCGGUGGCGCUCGCGGUAAACUGCCGUACAACGGUUACUCAGAAGAGUGUCUAGAUAGACUCGAACCCAAUGGAAAUAUACCAAACGAUAAGGACUCCCAUUAUGAUUGGAGCGGCGGUGGUAACGGUGAGUAUCGUGUUCGGAGACAGCUCUCUGUGUCAUCUGACUCCAAGCUGUUAGACGAGGGAGCCCGGGAGGACGCGAGGGUAGUCAUGAGGCCUAAGCGACCGCCGAGGCCUAAGUCCGAGGCUUUCUUAGGACCACAAGAGAAUUCCAAUCGACGUACCAAGCGGUUUAGUGCCUUCGGGGGUGACUCUCCUUUUGGGAAGUCUGAGGCGUAUAUAAAAUUGGAGCAACUCGGUGAGGGAUCUUAUGCUACAGUCUAUAAAGGAUAUAGCAAUUUAACACAACAAGUUGUGGCCUUGAAAGAGAUCAGGCUUCAGGAAGAGGAAGGCGCUCCUUUCACAGCGAUAAGAGAAGCUUCCUUACUCAAAGAGUUGAAACACGCUAACAUAGUCACGUUACACGACAUUGUGCACACCAGGGAGACAUUAACGUUUGUGUUCGAAUUUGUGGACACAGAUCUAUCUCAGUACAUGGAGCGACAUCCCGGUGGACUUAACAGGCACAAUGUGAGAUUAUUUAUGUAUCAAUUGUUGAGAGGACUCGCGUACUGCCAUCGAAGGAGAGUACUGCACAGAGAUGUGAAGCCACAGAAUCUCCUGAUCAGUUCGAGUGGUGAACUCAAGUUGGCUGACUUCGGUUUGGCUCGAGCCAAGUCCGUACCGAGUCACACGUACUCACACGAAGUAGUCACCCUCUGGUACAGGCCGCCAGACGUGUUGCUCGGUAGUACUGAGUACUCCACCUCGCUGGACAUGUGGGGUGUGGGAUGUAUCUUCGUCGAGAUGCUCUGCGGCGUGCCAACCUUCCCUGGAGUAAGAGACACUAACGACCAGCUUGACAAAAUAUUCAAGGUCAUCGGCACUCCAACGGAAGAAUCAUGGUCAGGCGUGACUCGUCUGCCUGGGCUGUCUACACACGUGUCCAGGUGGGGCGCUGUGCCUUCUCGACCGCUGGCUGCUUCAUUUCCGCGUCUGCGGGACGCCGGUCGCGACGCUCAGCGGCUGGCAGCGGCCUUACUCCAGCCAGAUCCAGCCCGUAGACUGCCAGCACACCGCGCUCUCGCUCAUGAUUACUUCAAUUGUCUGCCAGCACGACUCGCCAGUCUGCCGGACGAGGUGUCUAUCUUCACAGUGGAGGGAGUCUGCCUUCAUCCUGAGGACUAGGGCCAUUAAACUUAGUUAGUACCUCUCAAUUCCUAUAGCUGUAAGUCGGAAUGAAUCCACGUGACCCUUAUUACUCCCCCCCACCAAACUAUUCCCCCCUCCUAGUUUAAUUCGAGCUAAUCGAGAUCCUCCAUCCGUCGGUUUCGACCCCUAGCGCUUGUUAAGCUUUUAAUAUCCAUCCAUAUUUCAAUUAUUCUAUGGUGACAAGGUAUACUGAUAGAUGGGAGCCGUAUAGCUGUGUGCCAUGUGUCCGUGAAAUGGACGUUAUAAAAAAAAAAUUGUCUAUGCUAUACGCCGAUAAUUUUUGGUGAAAUGUUUUUUAAAGAAUUAUUUAUAUUUAAUACGGUAUAGUCUAAACUCUAACAGCCUGUAUUAUAAAAUCCGUUUGACGUAAUGUUAAGUUAAAAACUUGCCGAACAAAUUGAUUUCAACGAAGACGAUAUUUUGCUAUAGCUUUUAUUUCCUAGCCGUAGACGAUAUAAUUCAUACGUGUAACGAUCGAUUAUUUUUUAAUACAUGCCUUUAUAUUAACGGAUUGGCGUUUGUUUUAUCGGACAGCGGUGUGAAUUGAUUACGACAGAUCUCAAGUUUAUUAAGUGUGGGACCGUCCUUAUGUAAAUUAUAAUAAUAGGUUCAAAAUAAAAUAUAUAAUAAUUAAUUGGAAUUAGUAUAAAGCUAGUUGUCUAGCGUCGAUGUACCAGUUAGAGAAAACGUUAGUGGUCCCUCACGUAACUUAGCAUGGUGUAGACGCCGGCGCAUUGGCAACUCGGUUUUAUAAAAAAAAUACUUAAUAACAUUACGAACUACUACAUAGAAAAUGUUGGGUUCAAUUCCAAGCGCAUUAAAUACCCACUAACAAUAAGAUCGUGUAUUCUGUACUACGUAGUCAUAUGCUUUCAAUUCGCUGGGAAUAUAAUAUCAUUGAUGACGAAGUAAUUAGUUUCGAGAUUUUACCGAUUCGCCAGAUCUAAGCAUCACAUUCAAUGUUAAACCUAAGUUAUAUAGUGUGAUUGUUGUACAAAGAUCGGAUGCUUUUCACUGCCAUUUUAAAAGACACAGGUCGAGGCAGCGAGUUGUCAGUGUGCGGCUCAUAGCGUAUUAUAAUAGUUUAGAGUAGUGAAUACAGAGCUUUAGAAACAUUUACAAUCAACUCAGAACGUCACUCGUUACUUCAAUAGUAUGUCGCUAUUGUCGCGUUACGCGCGUCACGUGACGAGGUCGAGUUACGUUUUGAGUAUUUUAGUAUUAGUUUAAUCUAAUUCGGCUCCAAACACCAAAUUAGUUAAUAUAUUGUAUAGAGAAACGCAAUACUUUCAGUGUACAUGGUUUGUUGAGUUUUAUCUGUGUGUAGUUAUGUGGAAUCACCCGUUGAGUGAGGCACGCCGUGCUAUGUUACUUGUAUAUCCUAGUACGAGUUUCAUGUUUAACCGCAACCAUGAAAGUUUUCAUGUUAGUCGUUAGAUUUUUAAUACUCACGUAACGUGAGACGUAUGGCCCUAAAUGCUAAACGAUGACUGUUAUAGUCAUAGUUAAAUAUUAAACUCGUAAUAAGGAUUCAGCAUUUAAACGAAGGUUUCUUUACACUUGCUUUACAAAUCAAUAUGUGAAAGUAAUUAUUCUCAAUCAAUAAAAUUUACACGAUUCAUUAUACGUUACAAGUCAUUAUUUUCGUUAUAUGUCCGUGUAGAGUGAGUGUUAGGAAGGCGAUAUCAUCGCUGGUGUGAUUGCAUUUUUUAAAUGAAGUACUGAUUUUAUGACAUUUGGUUAUCGUUUGUACGGAGGCUGUAUGUAGUUGCUAUUGUUUCUUUAUAUAUUAUUUUCUUCAAUAUUUCAACACUUCUCAUAUUAACCUACAUCCGGCUCAAAGGCAAGCAUUUACGGAAAUAUGCAAUGUUUGUUUUGUCUAAACCAAUAUAAAUUUGUCACAAUUUUGCAUAAUUUUGUUGAAUGUUGUCAGUCUUUAAGAUUGCGAAACAUUGUAUAAGACAUACAUACAGAUAAAGUUAUAUAUGAGUUGCGAAUUUUAACUUUGAUAUAUGAAAUAACGUAGACAAGCGAACACGUGAGUUUGAGUUAUAUUUUAGUGAUGUAUUAGAAUAUUUAUAGUUUUUAUCGUUUUUAUUAUGUUUCCUAUCGACUUUCUUAUGCUUACUCCAAGAUUGCAUCGUGACUAUAUACGAAGCGUUUUCCGUUUUUCACUAAAUAAAAUACGUUAAUACUGUAUUGUGCGAAGAUUUAUAUAUGAUAAACUGUUAACGCUCCGUAUGUAGUUAACAUGCGAACUUAGAGUAAGCAUAGUGUUGUCGGUUUAUUAAUAUUGUAAACGUGCUUCUAAUCAUUUGAAAGAAUGUAAAUAUGAUAUUUGAACUGAUAAUAAUAAAAUUUUUAUUUCUUAAUGA
Messenger RNA from Danaus plexippus (monarch butterfly), 4228 nucleotides. It is a transcript of the gene Eip63E, whose product is annotated as cyclin-dependent kinase 14. The coding region runs from base 336 to 1829 and encodes 497 amino acids. NCBI's taxonomy places the organism in Eukaryota, Metazoa, Arthropoda, Insecta, Lepidoptera, Nymphalidae. The record is from RefSeq and is a predicted model, not a curated record. Gene Ontology annotation, molecular function: cyclin-dependent protein serine/threonine kinase activity; heme binding; cyclin binding. The transcript has 11 exons. Gene Ontology annotation, cellular component: cytosol; nucleus; cytoplasm. Gene Ontology annotation, biological process: protein phosphorylation.